AUGGCUCAGCAGGAGAGACAUUCCCAAGGCGUAUGGCUCGAUGGUCGUAUACCUCAAAGCGCUCAGAAGCCAGGCGAUUCAUCGAGGAAGGGUUCUUCGUGGCUGGAGGGGAGUCUGGCACCACGAAAGUGUUUGAACGACGUGACCGCCCUAAGCAAUGCUACAACUGCCAACAGAUCACGAACCACAAAGCCUACCAAUGCGACAUGA
Fusarium odoratissimum NRRL 54006 is the source of this 210-nucleotide messenger RNA. RefSeq lists its product as uncharacterized. The coding region runs from base 1 to 210 and encodes 69 amino acids. The record is from RefSeq and is a predicted model, not a curated record. The transcript has a single exon. Lineage: Eukaryota; Fungi; Ascomycota; Sordariomycetes; Hypocreales; Nectriaceae.